AUGCAGCCGCGGCCUGCGGCACUCAAGAGCUUGCCGCAGGAGCUGCUCUUCGUGGGCGUCUGCGGCAUGGGACAGGCACUCUUUGGCUGGCUGCUUGGCAACGUCGUGGUGAAUCAGCGCAGCCUCACUGCCGAUCUCGGCACGAGCAACUCGCAGAAGCCCUGGCUGCUCGGCUCGUUCCUGCUCACGAACGGCCUCAGCGUCGUCAUCUCUGGCUCGCUGGCGGACCAUCUCGGGCCCAAGAUGCUGAUGGUCGGCGGCUUCGCGUGGCUGUCGCUGUGGAACCUCAUUACCGGCUUCUCGCUCAGCAGCAAGUACCUGUUCUUCAUCAGCCGUGCCAUGCAGGGCUUUGCAUGUGGCGCACUGACGAGCUCGAGCAUCAGUCUGUUGGGCCAGACCUACUCGCCCGGGCGCCGCAAGUCGCGCGCCUUCAGCGGCAUGGCGGCCAUGGCUCCGGUCGGCUACUGGCUCGGCGCCAUCCACGGCGGCCUGCUGACGGAGCAUCGUCCGUGGAUCUUCUUCUCGAUGGCCAUUGGCAUUGCGCUGCUCUUCGUGCUCUCCCUCUCCGUCGUACCUGCCUCGGUGGAUCCACGAGCGACAGCCGCACGCCCGAGCUUGAGGCAAUUCGACUACCUCGGCGCCCUGCUCGCCAUGAUCGGCCUUGGCUGCAUUGUUGCUGGCCUCACGCAGGGCUCACCGGCGGGCUGGCAGCCGUACACAUACAUACUCAUCAUCGCCGGUGCCGCCACGCUGGCGGCCUUCACGCUGGCCGAGCGCCAGGCGACACGGCCGCUCGUCCCCAUGCAGCUGUUCAGCGUGCCGAACUUUCCGGCUGUCAUCCUCGUGUACUUUCUCGCAUUCGGCGCCUUCAGCGUCUGGCAGUUCUACAUGCUCGAGUUCUUCCUCAGCGUGCAGAAGGUGGCGCCCCUGACGGCCGCGCUGUAUCUGACGCCGAACGCCAUCGUCGGCCUGCUGUGCACCUUCGGUACAGCCUCGCUGCUGCACGUCGUGCCGGGCCACUACGUGCUCUGCGUCUCGGCGCUGGCCAGCGGCGCAGGCGCCGUCUUCUUCCUGCCGCAGACGGCGAACACCUCGUACUACGCCCUCUCCAUGCCCGGCAUUGCGCUCGCCACGCUCUGCCCCGACCUCAGCUUUGCCGCCGUCGCAGUGCUGCUGACGACGAGCGUGCCGCGCACAUACCAAGGCUCGGCGGGCGCCUUCCUGAUGACGGCGCAGUCACUCUCAGCUGCCAUCUUCAUCGGCAUCGGCGAUGCCAUCGCUACCGCCACGCCGGGCCAGGUGGCGCACGCCGAUCUCGAAAUGCGCUCGCUGCGCUCCGUCUGGUGGUUCUCGCUCGCCGUGGCGCUCGUGAGCGCCGCGAUCGGCCUGGCAUUCGUGCGCAUCCCCAAGACGCAGGAGCGCGAGCACUACGACUAG
Molecule: messenger RNA, 1437 nt
Organism: Tilletiopsis washingtonensis
Lineage: Eukaryota; Fungi; Basidiomycota; Exobasidiomycetes; Entylomatales
Product: MFS general substrate transporter
Exons: 10
Coding region: 1-1437 (478 amino acids)
Biological process (GO): transmembrane transport
Cellular component (GO): membrane
Molecular function (GO): transmembrane transporter activity
Source: RefSeq, a predicted model, not a curated record